AUGGGUCAAAAGUGUUUUAAAGGCGGUGAAGAUACGCCAUGGGUGACAUUUAAUUGUAAUAUGAUGCAAAUUCGUGAAAGUAAUAAUAUUGCGAUGGAUUUUACAGAUGGUGGGGAAGAUAACGACGUAAAAGUUAGAAAUUGUUGUUGUAUUCAAUGGCGUCGAAGGGUGGUGAAAAAAGACAGAGAGAUGAAGAAGGGAAUGGAGGAAAUAAAAGACAAAAGGGUACCAACGGAGAGGCGACCCAAAGGAGAACAAUUGAAUUGGUGA
This is a messenger RNA of Paramuricea clavata, 270 nucleotides long. The record is from the annotation of a GenBank genome assembly. Lineage: Eukaryota; Metazoa; Cnidaria; Anthozoa; Malacalcyonacea; Plexauridae.